This is a messenger RNA of Ornithorhynchus anatinus (platypus), 1706 nucleotides long. RefSeq names its product zinc finger CCHC-type and RNA binding motif containing 1 (gene ZCRB1). The coding region runs from base 209 to 910 and encodes 233 amino acids. Gene Ontology annotation, molecular function: zinc ion binding; RNA binding. Gene Ontology annotation, cellular component: U12-type spliceosomal complex. The record is from RefSeq and is a predicted model, not a curated record. The transcript has 10 exons. Lineage: Eukaryota; Metazoa; Chordata; Mammalia; Monotremata; Ornithorhynchidae. Gene Ontology annotation, biological process: mRNA splicing, via spliceosome.
CUCCCCCCUCCGCCGCCGCCCGAUGGGGGCUCGCGGGCGGAGAAGGCGCCGCUGAGCCUCCGGAGGACCCGACGCCGCAGGAGUUGUUUAAUGAAGCAAUGAAACCGUUCCUGAAAACCUUUGACUACGUCGUGGACUUUGGCGGAUGAGACUUCCCUCUCCUAUCUAUAGAGUCUGAACUAUUAAAAAUUAAGAAGCGAGGUAACAGAUGGAAAUGAGUGGUGGAUUGGCACCAAGUAAAAGCACCGUGUACGUUUCCAACUUGCCCUUCUCGCUGACAAACAAUGACUUAUAUAGGAUAUUCUCCAAGUAUGGAAAAGUUGUGAAAGUUACCAUUAUGAAGGACAAAGAUACAAGGAAAAGUAAAGGGGUCGCAUUUAUUUUGUUCUUGGAUAAAGAGUCAGCCCAAAACUGCUCCAGAACAUUGAACAAUAAACAGUUGUUCGGUCGAGUAAUAAAAGCCAGCAUCGCUAUCGAUAAUGGAAGAGCUGCAGAGUUCAUUCGAAGACGUAAUUACUUUGAUAAAUCCAAAUGCUACGAAUGUGGGAAACUCUGGAAUUUAUCAGGAUUAGUUCUACAACCUAUUGUGGAAACAGGGCACUUAAGUUAUGCUUGUCCCAAAAAUAUGCUCGGAGAACGCGAACCGCCGAAAAAGAGGGAAAAAAAGAAAAAAAAGAAAAUAGUUGAGCCAGAGGAAGAAAUUGAAGAAGUGGAAGAAAGUGAAGACGAAGGAGAAGACCCUACUCUUGAUAGCCUCAGCCAGGCCAUAGCUUUUCAGCAAGCUAAAGUGGAGGAAGAGCAGCAACAGUGGAAACCUACUUCAGGGGAACCUUCAACAUCGGAUGACUCGAGGCGGCCGCGGAUAAAGAAAAGCGCAUAUUUCAGCGAUGAGGAAGAACUUAGUGAUUGAAGCUGGCGUGCCUCGCUUACCUUUUUUUUAAAUACCAUGAGGCUGCGGCACAGACUUUUCAUUGGAACUUCAGACUGCCGCAGGGACUCACAGCCUGAAGAAUGGAACGGAAGAGUUUAGGUAACGUUAAAAGUGAAGUAAAAAUGUUAAGUGUAAAGAGAAAUUUCAUGGCAGUUCUAUUGACUUAUUACUCAAAACAAAUUCAUUUGUAUUCAGGGAUUACUGUGUGCUGAGCACUGUACAAGGCACUUGGAGGGUAAAAUAAGUAUAGAAGACACAGACUGCCCUUCAGGAGUUUACAUUCUAAAAAGGUUCAUUGAGCUGCCAAGUUCAGAAAUGCACUUUUGAAGUUGAUUACAUUGGGGAAACAGAUCUUUCAUCGACUUGCAAUAACUACAUUAUUUGGAAACAUGCUCUUGGUUCAGGUUGCCUGGAGAUCUUUGUUUUUAAAGAUCAAUGGACUUUUUUUGGUUCUUCAGUGUAAUUUGUAUUUUUAAGUGAUUUUUAUUUUAAUAAAUACUUGAAAAUUAGCUCUGCCCAAGCCUUUAGUGCGGGGUAUUUCAUUCAGCUUAACUAGUUUUGCACCAUUAAACCAAAUUAGUCUUCUUACUUAAUUUUUAUAGUCCAUCAGUAAAUAUGUUAGAAACUCUAAACUCUCAAGAGAGGUUUCUUCAAAACUUUCUCCACUCGGAAACACUUUCCUCAUUCAUACUUCUGUCUUCAGACAAAAUCACAGGAAAGAUUGUUGGUUUUUUUAAUACAGCCAUGUGAUAAAAUAAACAUUCUUUCAUCUCAC